Molecule: messenger RNA, 1580 nt
Organism: Anolis sagrei ordinatus
Lineage: Eukaryota; Metazoa; Chordata; Lepidosauria; Squamata; Anolidae
Source: RefSeq, a predicted model, not a curated record
ACGCGCCUAUAUUCAAAACCCGAGGAGCUGGAAGGAGGCAGCCAUGGCUUCGGGAGGCGCCUUCAAGACCCCCAGCAAGCCCUCCACGCCCAGGCCGUCCGGACAGAGUAGCCCUUCGCCCUCCAUAACAAUUCCAGCCUCUCCUUUCAUGCAGAAGCUUGGCUAUGGGACUGGAGUCAGCGUUUACCUGAUGAAAAGGUCUCCGAAAGGCAUGCCUUGCUCUCCCUGGGCCGUGAAGAAAAUCAAUCCCGGAUGUGACUCCAACCAGCGAAAUACGUAUCAAAAGCGGCUGAAUGAGGAAGCCAGCAUUCUGAAAAACCUCCAGCACCCCAACAUCAUCGGGUAUCGUGCCUUCACGGAAGCCAAGGAUGGGACCAUGUGCCUCGCCAUGGAAUACGGGGGAGAGAAGUCUCUCAACGACCUCAUUGAAGAGAGGAAGGAGAAUGGCUUGGGGCCCUUCCCGCCUGAGACCAUCCUCAGGGUUGCCUUGCACGUGGCAAGAGGGCUGAAGUAUCUUCACAAUGAGAAGAAAUUGCUUCACGGUGACAUCAAAUCCCCCAAUGUUGUCAUUAAGGGUGACUUUGAGUCCAUAAAGAUCUGCGACGUGGGCGUUUCACUGCCUCUGGAUGAAAACAUGACAGUGAGCGACCCGAAGGCUGUUUACAUUGGUACCGAGGCCUGGACACCCAAGGAAGCCCUGGAGCAGGCUGGCGGUGGUGUCAUCACCGACCGGGCGGACAUAUUUGCCUUGGGGCUGACGUUGUGGGAGAUGAUGACCCUCUCGAUGCCCCACGUGAACCUGCCGGAGGACGAUGAUAGCGACAACACAGACGCGUCUUUUGACGAAGCUGACUUUGACUACGAGGCCUUUUAUGAGGCGCUGGGGACCCGGCCGGCCCUCAAUGUGGAGGAGCUGGGCCCCACGUACCAAGCGGCCAUCGAGCUCUUCGCCCUCUGCUCCAUGGAGGAGGCCAGCAAGCGCCCCUCGGCCGCUCACAUCGUGGAGGCUCUAGAGGCCAAUGGAAUCGUGCAAUAGGUGCGCCAGGUGUACUUUCCAGAGUUGAAGCCAUUCGUAGCCGUAGGACGGUCGGUCCGGUAGCAGUUAUCCCAUUCUGUGGUUCGCUCUGGAUGGAUUCCAAUGCGCUUUUCAAGACUUUGUAAAUAUAUCUCCUCUCCCUCAAAGUCAUCACAUUGACCACUUUGACCCUUCUAGUGUUUUGGACUCCCAAACACCUGGAGAAGGGCCAAAGUUUGCCCAUGCCUGGCAUGGACUGUGCCUGCUCCACUGAGUAUCAGAUUGCAGGAAUAGUAUUAUAUAUACUGUUGUUCUUCCACAUGCUGUGGGUCAGUUCAGAGUGUCCUUUCUGUAUUUACCAGGUGGCCAAAGCCUCUCUCUGUCCACUUGAAUGACCACGCGCUGCUGGACCUCUUUCUCAGGUGCCAGGUUAGGGCUCUCUCCCCUCUCUCUCUCUCCUUAAAGGAGACAAUGUUCCUUUAACUAGACACUGGGUUUUUCCUGUCAAUCAAUCAAUCAAUCACAUCUCCUCCCUAUAUAUAUAUGGAACUUCAACUAUAGCAAA